AUGUGGCUGUUGGACAAACUCCGCCGGUCCGUAGAUGGCAGCGGGUCCCAGUCCCAUCCCUCGCAGUCCCAAGAGGCCAUCCCCAUCUCUGUGUACACCAACGUCCUGACGCCCAACCGGAUUCCCGACUUCUUCAUCCCGCCCAAGAUCCUGUGCUGCCCCCCGGAGGCGGCCGAGCCCCUCACCCCGGAGCUGAAGCGGCGCUCCACCCUGCCGUGCUCCACCCUGCCGUGCUCCACCUCCGACCAGGUCAUCUGCAGCCAGAGCCCGCGGGGCCGGGGCAGCCGGAUGCCCAGCAGCCCCCAGCUGCUGUCCCGCCUGGCGGGGGACACUCGCAGCCUGCUGAAGUCGGCCAACCGCCACAUCAUCCAGAUAGAGAGCGCCGACGAGCCGGGGGGCGACGAGCUGGGUGUCGCCGGGCGCCUCGGGGCGGGCAGCGGGGACGCCAACACCAACGCCGACCCCCAGUCGCAGAGCGCCAUGUCCCUGCCCUACGUGCCCAAGGCCCAGACCUCCUACGGCUUCUCCACCCUGGUGGAGUCGCCCCACACCCGCCGCAAGGAGAGCCUGUUCCACAGCGACCCCAACAGCCCCAUCACCUCGCCCAACGCCCAGCGCCGCCAAGGGGGCAGCCACCUGUCCCCCGCCAACCCCAACCCCUACCGCUACUUCAGCGGCGGGGACACCAGUGACACCUGCUCCUCGGCCGAGUCCUCCCCGUUCACCUCGCCCCUCCUCACCCGCUCCGCCUCCCUCAUUCGCUCCCUUACCCAGGAGACCAAAAUUAAGAUGUCUCGCGCCAAGCGCACCUUGGGCCGCCACAGCUCUCUCUCCACGGACGAGUGCAGCUCGGCCGACAACAGCCCCAGCGUGCAGCGGCGCCGGCUGCGGUGCCCCAACUCCCCGGCCUUCCGCGGCCUGAAAGGCUCCGGGUCCCGCGGCGCAGGACCGGAGAUGCUGCAGCGCCAGCACACGGUCAACCUCCACAAGGGGGGCACGCUGCGGCUCAGCACCCACUACGACGCCGAGGCCUCCAUGCUGCGGGUGCGCGUGCUGACGGCAGAGGAGCUCUACGACCGGCAGACGGACAUUAAGAGCAUCAACUGCUGCGUGGCGCUCUACCUGAACCCGGGCAAGAAGCAAAAGCAGCGCAGCACCAUCAUCAAAAACAGCCGGAACCCCGUGUUCAACGAGGACUUCUUCUUCGACGGGCUGAGCCCGGCCCAGGUGAAGAGCCUGGCCAUCAAGAUGAAGGUGGUGAACAAGGGGACGAGCCUGAAGAGAGACCUUCUCCUCGGGGAGAGGGAAGUGUUACUGAGUGAGCUGCUGUCGGGCAACUAG
This is a messenger RNA of Gadus chalcogrammus (walleye pollock), 1341 nucleotides long. RefSeq names its product C2 calcium-dependent domain-containing protein 4C-like. The coding region runs from base 1 to 1341 and encodes 446 amino acids. Lineage: Eukaryota; Metazoa; Chordata; Actinopteri; Gadiformes; Gadidae. The record is from RefSeq and is a predicted model, not a curated record. The transcript has 2 exons.